UCCACUUCUCGCCUGUCUACUGUCCCGACUUCAGCUUCGAAAUCUCGUCAGCUUUCGCACCUGCACUCUCAGCUUGCGCAAUUGACAGCCAACAUGUCUGAUCUGGAGAACUUGCUACGCAUGACGGCUGUACAGGCCGAUGGCAUGAGAGGGCUGGGUGGGUAUGCCGGAGGAAUGUUCAUGGCUGCCAGUAAAGUGCUUGGAGAGGAGACCGUACAAGGUGGC
This is a messenger RNA of Sphaerulina musiva SO2202, 225 nucleotides long. Its product is annotated as DASH_Hsk3-domain-containing protein. The annotation marks the transcript as partial. Gene Ontology annotation, cellular component: DASH complex. The record is from RefSeq and is a predicted model, not a curated record. The transcript is spliced from 2 exons. Gene Ontology annotation, biological process: attachment of spindle microtubules to kinetochore. NCBI's taxonomy places the organism in Eukaryota, Fungi, Ascomycota, Dothideomycetes, Mycosphaerellales, Mycosphaerellaceae.